UGGGCUCCCCUCCACCGUUUGGCUACCAUCGAUAUCUUCACAAGAUGGCGGGAUCCAAGUAUCAAUAUGUUAAGAAUUUUGAAUUGCCGGACCCCCUUCUGCCAGGAACAUUCAUGGUGUACCGUUUAGACGGCCAUAGUUUCCAUCGAUUCUCCGACGAACAUGAAUUCUCGAAGCCUAACGACUUGCGAGCUUUACGUCUUAUGGACCACGCCGCACAAAAUCUAAUGGAAGAAUACCCCGAUAUCAUCCUUGGUUUCGGUGAAUCAGACGAAUACAGUUUUCUCCUUCGUAAAUCGACGUCACUGUAUAACCGUAGACAGUUCAAAAUUGUCUCUACUCUGACGUCGUAUUUUACGUCUUGCUACGUGUUGUAUUGGCCUACCUUCUUUCCGGAUACACCUCUGCGCUACCCUCCGUCCUUUGACGGGAGGAUAGUACUGUAUCCGGGUACAAAGGAGAUACGCGACUACUUUGCCUGGAGGCAGGCCGACACGCACAUCAAUAACCUGUAUAAUACCACAUUUUGGGCCCUUGUUCAGCAGGGUGGAGAAACCACAACGCAGGCCCACGCGACUCUGAGGGGUACGAUAUCGAAAGAAAAGAACGAGAUCUUGUUCUCUAGGUUUCAGAUCAACUACAACGAUAUUGACCCGAGAUACAGAAAGGGAAGUGUCAUAGUGAGAACAGAGGUCCCCGAAGAAGAGCAGGCGGACAAGACGGAACAGCAGAAGAAGAAAGCGAAAAAAGCGAAACCGCACACCAAAAUCGAUGUUAUUCAUUGUGAUAUUAUCAAGGACCAAUUUUGGAAUGAAAGACGGAUUUUAGAAGAGUAAAGGGUUCACUUAAAUCUUAGAUUAGUAACGGUACGUUCGUGCUUGGCAUCUUACACUCCUGGACGAGAACAUUCCCUUUCAGGUAGAGGAAACACACCAACCUCAAGAAAGCAAUACACCCAUUCUGUGAUAGGUUGAUUCUACCCGCAACUUGAUGACCAUCGCGCAAUUUACAAACCUCAUACCGUCAGCCUCGUAUUUUGCCUUCGAAGGUUCUGUUCUGUCAUGUUAUCUAGACAAUACAUACUGUCAAAUGAUGACUGAAGUCCGGAAUGGAGGCAACGUAUACAUCGGUCUGCAUGUGUACGAUAACUAUGGCCUGUAAACAGAUCAGCGCGAGAUUUAUAACG
Messenger RNA from Desarmillaria tabescens, 1186 nucleotides. Its product is annotated as Thg1 C terminal domain-containing protein. The transcript has 6 exons. Gene Ontology annotation, molecular function: magnesium ion binding; tRNA guanylyltransferase activity. The coding region runs from base 45 to 836 and encodes 263 amino acids. The record is from RefSeq and is a predicted model, not a curated record. NCBI's taxonomy places the organism in Eukaryota, Fungi, Basidiomycota, Agaricomycetes, Agaricales, Physalacriaceae. Gene Ontology annotation, biological process: tRNA modification.